This is a messenger RNA of Aspergillus uvarum CBS 121591, 2916 nucleotides long. RefSeq names its product SWI-SNF complex subunit. The record is from RefSeq and is a predicted model, not a curated record. Gene Ontology annotation, biological process: ubiquitin-dependent protein catabolic process. Gene Ontology annotation, molecular function: structural molecule activity. NCBI's taxonomy places the organism in Eukaryota, Fungi, Ascomycota, Eurotiomycetes, Eurotiales, Aspergillaceae. The transcript has 5 exons. Gene Ontology annotation, cellular component: proteasome regulatory particle, lid subcomplex. Bases 1 to 2916 code for a protein of 971 amino acids.
AUGGCGCCCUCUUCGACAACUGCUGGGCGGAUAGAGGAAGCCCGGAAUCUUGCGAAGAACGACCCUGCCAAAGCUGAGAGCACCCUCAAGGAGAUUCUCACCAAAGGUCCCGGUUCGACCGAGGCCUCGUCGCGGGAUUAUGAAAAUGCACUGGUCUCGCUGGGAGAGGUCUACCGGGACCAAAAGAAGCCGCAGGAGAUUGCCGAACUGAUCAAGACAAGCCGUGAUUCCUUCUCUUCAUUCGCCAAGGCAAAGACAGCCAAGCUGGUCCGCCAGCUGCUGGACCUGUUCAGCGAGAUCCCGAACACCCUCGAUAUUCAAGUUGCCGUCAUCAAGUCCUGUAUCGACUGGGCCGUCGCAGAGCGGAGAUCAUUCCUUCGCCAGAACCUUGAAACCCGGCUGGUGGCCAUUUACAUGCAGAAACAGACCUACUACGAUGCUCUCACUCUCAUUAACUCUCUCCUCCGCGAGCUGAAGCGCUUGGACGACAAGCUUAUGCUGGUCGAAGUACAGUUGCUGGAGUCGCGCGUCUAUCAUGCAUUGGGCAACCAGGCCAAGGCACGUGCUGCCUUGACGGCUGCCCGUACAUCUGCCGCCUCUGUCUACACUCCUCCCAACCUGCAAGCCGGCCUGGACAUGCAGAGCGGUAUGCUCCAUGCAGAGGAUAAGGACUUCAACACAUCGUUCUCGUACUUCAUCGAGGCGCUGGAGGGUUACAGCUCUCUCGACGAGGGCGAGAAGGCAACGGCUGCUCUUCAAUACAUGUUGCUGUGCAAGAUCAUGUUGAACCUGGUGGAUGAUGUCACGAACCUGCUGGGAUCCAAGCAGGCUCAGAAGUAUGCUAGCCCGCGAUUGGAGGCCAUGAAGGCUGUGGCACGUGCUCACGCGGACCGGUCCCUCGAGCAGUACGAGAAGGCUUUGUCGGACUACAGAUUUGAGUUGGGUAGUGAUGCGUUCAUCCGCAACCACCUUCGCAGAUUGUACGAUGCCAUGCUGGAACAGAAUCUCAUCAAGGUCAUCGAACCCUUCAGCCGAGUUGAGCUCGACCACAUUGCCAAGAUGGUAGGACUGGACACGCAGCAGGUGGAGAGGAAGCUUUCACAGAUGAUCUUGGACAAGGUUAUCAUCGGAGUGUUAGAUCAAGGAGCCGGAUGUCUGAUUGUCUUCGACGAGACGGAGCGUGAUCAGGCAUAUGAUGCUGCUCUAGAGACCAUUGCCAAGCUGAGCAAUGUGGUGGAGGAGCUGUACACUAAUCAAGCAUCGCUGCUGGACAAUUUCCCUCCCCUCAUUAGGCUUCAUUCCAGCCUUUCCCUUGUAGACUUGUUAGCGCAGAUGCCACCAGCUAUGAACGCUCCGAUCCCUCCCAACUAUGGGCGUGGGUUCCCACCGCAGGCCGCCCAACGAUCUCCUGCCACGCCUCGUCGCGGCCCUCAAGCACAAGUACCAAUGCCUGCUGCUCCGAUGGGUCAACACGGCGUUCCCCCUCAGCUCCUUCCUCAACAACAUCGCAAUAUGAUGGCGGCCAACGCAGCCAGCGAGGCCGCGCUCCGCCGCAGUCGCAAGCCCACGGACAAGAGCAUUCCGGAGGGAAUCGAAGAAGUAGUCAUUGGCGAAGGUGCUCAGCAAUACAAAAGCCUUCGCGACCUCGAGAAACGGCUGGACGCGGCCAUCGUGCGCAAGAGACUCGACAUCCAAGAUUCCAUCAGCAAGACCGUGAAGAAGUACCGCACCAUGCGCAUUUGGAUAUCCAACACGGUCGAGAACCAACCGUGGCAGAACGCCUCGGGACAGAACGGUGCCAGCAAUCCCGGAUCCGGACGGUAUAAGGUACGCAUCGAGGGGCGUCUGCUGGAUGACGAUAGCGACCCGACGGCUCCGGAGGAUAGCGACGAGGAGCAGGCUAGUGCAGACGAUUCCGCCGAUGCGAACGGCGACGCGAUGGAGCAGGAUGGCCCUGGGGCUCCGAAGACCAAGACGAAGCCCGCAUCGUCAAAUAAGCGGUCUCAGCAACGCUUCUCGCAUUUCUUCAAAUCCAUCACGAUCGAUUUCGACAGACCGGCCACCACCAACCCGGAGGAUGUCAAGCCUAUCACCUGGAACAAGCCGCAAUUACCCCCCAAUGCCGUUACGCUUCCUCCCACCGCAGACUUCGAUUCCAUUCAGUUCUCCCGCGCGUCGCAGGAGAACCUCAACGUCACAGUCAGUAUGGUGCGUGACGAGACGCCAGAGCGAUACAAGCUGAGCAAGGAGCUGGCGGAGGUUCUGGACGUGGAGGAAGAGACUCGCAGUGGGAUUGUUCUCGGCAUAUGGGAUUACAUCCGCGCCAUGGGACUACAGGAGGAUGAAGAGAAGCGGCUGGUACGCUGUGACCACCGUCUACGAUCGAUCUUCGGUCGGGACCAGAUGUUCUUCCCCCAGAUUCCCGAAAGCAUUGGCCCGCACACGAGCCCGAUCGACCCCAUCAAACUCCCCUACACCAUCCGCGUCGACGCCGACUACCACAACGACCCCACCCCCACCGUCUACGACAUCCAAGUCGCCCUGGAGGACCCCCUGCGGUCCAAGAUGCUCGCCCUCACCCAGAACCCGCAGUACACCGCCGCCAUGCGCCACAUCUCCACGCUGGACGACCAGGUCGCGCUCAUCGUGCAGGCCUUGACGCACUCGCGCGCCCGCCACUCCUUCUUCACGGCCCUGAGCAAAGACCCUGCCACCUUCCUCCGCCGCUGGGUUAACAGCCAGCGGAGGGACCUCGAGACCAUCCUCGGCGAGGCCACGAGAGGCGGCGGCGAGGACGCCAGCGGGCCGGAGUUCCGGCGAGGCGGCACCGAUGGGGCGUGGGACACCCCGGUCGCGAGGGAAGCGGUGCGCUACAUGCUUGCCAGACCCGAGGCGGCCAUGGGGAGGGCUCUCUAA